AUGGGAUCACACGCCUGCUGCGCAACGUCGUCUUCGAGCUGUUCAAGACCACCCUCUUCCCCCACCCGCCGAUGUGAAUCUCCCUCCUACCUCCGAUCUAACCCCACCGCCGGCGAGUUUUUCUCAGAACAAGGGUAUAGUGUUGUACUCCCAGAGAAGUUACAAACUGGAAAGUGGAACGUUUACAGAUCUAUGCGAUCUCCUCUGCAGCUAGUGAGCAAGUUUCCUAAUCAUCCUGAAAUUGGUACCCUGCAUGACAAUUUCGUGCGCUCAGUUGACACCUUUCGAGACUACAAAUAUCUGGGAACACGUGUCCGCGUUGAUGGAACUGUUGGGGAGUACAAAUGGAUGACUUAUGGAGAAGCAGGUACAGCCCGGUCAGCAAUAGGUUCUGGUUUGAUUUAUUAUGGAGUCGCAAAGGGUUCCAGUAUUGGAUUGUAUUUUAUUAAUAGACCGGAGUGGCUCAUUCUUGAUCAUGCCUGCUCUGCAUACUCAUUUAUAUCAGUACCUCUGUAUGAUACUCUUGGUCCCGAUGCUGUCAAGUAUAUUGUUAGUCAUGCUGUCGUGCAAGUUAUAUUUUGUGUACCUGAAACAUUAAAUGUAGUAAGUAUAUGUGAGAUUUUUCAUAAUGUUGCAUAUCCCUUCUGUUCCUUCGUAAUGAAUAUUGUAGAAUCACGAGUACCCAUUUUGGUAACUUGGUGUAAUGAUGGAUUUCCCCAUGCAAAUACUCUGCAUUGGGUAUACUUUCCAUGGCUUCUGGAAAAUGUGUGUAAUUAAGCUAAUCCAACACACACUAGGGUGAUUAAAUUCUGUAGAUCAUUCAGUUACGCUAAAACAAAGGGUUAAGGA
This is a messenger RNA of Vigna umbellata (rice bean), 849 nucleotides long. The record is from RefSeq and is a predicted model, not a curated record. NCBI's taxonomy places the organism in Eukaryota, Viridiplantae, Streptophyta, Magnoliopsida, Fabales, Fabaceae.